This is a messenger RNA of Callorhinchus milii (elephant shark), 567 nucleotides long. RefSeq names its product zinc finger CW-type PWWP domain protein 2. The annotation marks the transcript as partial. NCBI's taxonomy places the organism in Eukaryota, Metazoa, Chordata, Chondrichthyes, Chimaeriformes, Callorhinchidae. The transcript has 5 exons. The record is from RefSeq and is a predicted model, not a curated record. Gene Ontology annotation, cellular component: nucleus.
ACUGUCGGUCACGUGUCUCGGGGCUGCGCGCGCUGCUCUGGUGCGGCGGGAAUUGUCGAGAACCGAAACAGCUGUUCUGUGGCUGAAGAGAGAUACCCAGAGGAGUCUGCAUUUCACAAAUACGGACUAAAGCUUGUCUACUCACAACUUCCUUUAGGGAGUUUGGUUUUGGCUAAGAUGUCUGGAUGGCCCAGCUGGCCUUCAAUCCUUUGUCCAGAUCCUUAUACUGGAGAAUAUGUGAAUUAUGAUGAAGAUGGUGAUGUAGAAGGAUAUCAUACAGAAUUCCUAGGAAAUCCACAUACUAGAACUUGGAUUGCAGUAAGACAUAUUGAGUCCUAUCAGCCAAUGACUUUCACGUCUGAAGAUUUCAACAAAAGAAAAAAAUUGUAUGAAAGUGCAAUUGAAGAAGCAAAAAUGUUGGCGGGAAUCAAUUCUAAAGAAAGACUUGGUCAGUGCCAGUUGACUCAUGAAGGAAUAUGGAAGAAGUUACCCCAUGAAAAGAACAGAGAAGACAAGAAAAGAAAGAGAAUGACCCAAGAAAAAAAUAAUCUUGUAAGUGAGAGCUAA